Arachis stenosperma is the source of this 1897-nucleotide messenger RNA. RefSeq names its product E3 ubiquitin-protein ligase At1g63170. NCBI's taxonomy places the organism in Eukaryota, Viridiplantae, Streptophyta, Magnoliopsida, Fabales, Fabaceae. The transcript is spliced from 5 exons. The record is from RefSeq and is a predicted model, not a curated record. The coding region runs from base 284 to 1546 and encodes 420 amino acids.
CCUUCUCUUCUUUGUUUCUCUCUCUGAAACGCUUUCUUUGGUUCGUAAAUUUGUUAUUAGAAAAAAUUAAAAAAAAAAGGGGAAAAUUGGAAGGGGAAGAAACGGUGUUGAGCAUCGAAAACCCCUUCCUUGCAUCAACCAAAUUCAGCUCAAUCAGGACAAGAACUUGAUAUUUUACGACACAUAGUGCAAAGUGCUGCAAGAUUUUGUGGCACUUGCCUAUUAAAGCAGAUUAAUGUUUGGGAAGAUCUUUGUAUUAUUGUCUUCUGGUAUGGUAAUUUAGAUGGAUAUCACCGACACGCAACGGAAUAGUAACACUGAAAGUGAUCUAUGUCCAUUGCUGAUGGAGCAGCUGGUAUCCCGCAAUGAUCAUCAGCACAUAAUUGAUAUUGCAAGGAACAAUGAUGGUUUAUCCAACUCAUCUAAUAAUCAACGCCCUGCAGUGCAUGAAAAUCAACCUAGUGUCAGCACGGAUGUCCAUACCCGUGAAACAGCUUCAUUUGCUUCACCUAGAUUUAGUCCUAGAAGUUCGACAUUGACAAGAGGAGAAGGGUACAAUCAUCGCAGAAGGAGCCCACUAAAUUCUGGUCUAUGGGUCUCUGUUGAGCUUUUUGUCACUGUGGGUCAGAUCAUAGCAUCUGUUGUUGUCUUGUCAAUGUCAAGAGAUGAACAUCCCCAAGCCCCAUUGUUCGCAUGGAUUGUGGGUUAUGCAGCUGGUUGUGUUGCUACUCUUCCUAUUCUUUACUGGCGAUAUCAAAACUAUAAUCAAAUUGCGGAACCAGAUAUAUCUCGAUCAUCUCAAGGAUCUUCUUUAAGUAACCCUUCAGAAACUACUUAUACUGCCAUAUCUGUUACCCAUAAUUCGAACAGCGACAAUAGUCACACUACAGAAUUGUCUGCAGGAAGUGCUAGAAUUCCUGCAGUGUUUAGUUCUAGGUUUAAUGGAUUAGUAGACCAUUUCAAGAUGGCCUUGGAUUGCUUCUUUGCAGUUUGGUUUGUCGUUGGCAAUGUGUGGAUCUUUGGAGGUCACACUUCUCCUUCCGAUGCUCCAAAAUUGUAUAGGUUAUGUAUAGUCUUCCUUACCUUCAGCUGCAUCGGAUAUGCCAUGCCCUUUAUACUGUGUGCAACAAUUUGUUGCUGCCUACCUUGCAUAAUUUCUGUCUUCGGCAUUCCUGAGGAUUUUUCACCAAACAGAGGAGCCUCAAUAGAAUCCAUUAACGCUCUGCCAGUCUACAAGUUCAAAUUGAAGAAAAAUGAAAAUAGUGGUGUUGAGGAUGUCAAUAUCACUGCUGAAGAUGACGGCGGAAUUUUAGCUGCUGGAACUGAAAAGGAACGGCCUAUAUCAGGAGAAGAUUCUGCUUGCUGCAUUUGCUUGGCAAAAUAUGUAGACAACGACGAACUUCGGGAGCUACCAUGCUUUCAUAUCUUUCAUGUAGGAUGUAUUGAUAAAUGGUUAAAGAUAAAUGCAUCCUGUCCUCUUUGUAAAUAUGAAGUUGGUACAAACAAUGAAGGUGCACAUUCGGCCAUGGGUUCCAAUCAGCAUUAGAUGAGAAAACAAAAAGGGAGACAAUUCUGUUGUUCGGUGGUAUUCAAUGUGCUAGUAAUUGCUUACAUGAAGUCAAGUUACCAAAGCAGUUGCAUUUUCCCUGAUAUUGGUCAUAUUUGGGUUCUUGCCUUGAAGUGUUUUUGUUUUUUUGUUGCUAGAGAGAUGAAGAUAGAUGCAACAUUAGCACCUUUCCCCAAUUUUCCAUAUCAAGUGUUGUUCUAGAAUAUAGGCUGCACUAAUCUUGUAUUGUAUGUAUGUACAUUGUAACCAAAUAUAAUCAAAAUGUUGAUUUUGAUUUACAUUGAGUUUAAAGUUCUUCAGAAAUAAUUAUACAAAAACCCGGCAGAUUCA